UUUUCAUCUCUCUUCUUCACCAAAAACCCUACCAACCAACCAACCAACCAAUCAAUCAAAACCCAAAAUGGACGAUCAGAGGCGCUCGGUGGUGGUGGUUUGCCCAGAGAAUGAGGCCCUCGCAGUGUACAUGCGGAGCAAGAGGCAGGAAUUGGCCGAGAAGCCCAAAGGGAUCUCCGAGAACGUCGAUUUCACUCUCUCGAAGGCGUACUCCAACAUCUGCAACUCCACAACCCCAAUCAGAACCCUCAAAGACCUCUCUCAGAUCAAGGGUGUUGGAAAAUGGAUCCUGAGACUUAUGCAAGGGUUUUUUGAGACCGGUUCAGGCAGUUCUGAACCAGAAGACUUGACAAAAAAAGGUAACAAAAGGAAAGGAACCAAACACUAUGUACCGCAAAAGAAUUCUGUUGCAUAUGCCUUGUUGAUUGCCCUUCACAGGGGGACUGGAAAUGGGAAUGAAUUUAUGCGUAAGCAGGAGCUCAUUGAUGCAGCUGAAGCAAGUGGGCUUUCUCGGGUUCCAAUUGCGCCAGAAAAGGGAAAAGGAAAACCAGGACAAUAUGGUAGUUCUCCAAAGGAUUGGUAUAGUGGAUGGAAUUGUAUGAAGACAUUGAUAACCAAGGGAUUAGUUGUGAAGUCUAGUUGCCCUGCAAAGUACAUGCUAAGUGAAGAAGGUAAGGAAGUAGCACGCGAAUGUCUCAGGAGAUCUGGUUUGGGUGAUCCAGCAGAGAGCUUGGCUAAUGCAGAAGGCUUUCCUGAUAAGGUUGCGCACGGUACAGCAGCUAUGGAUUUUGCUCACCUUGGCAUGGGUAAAGAAAUGACGUCCACAUCAAUGGGUUUGAGUCGGCGGAAGAAAUCAAUUGAUGUUCCAUUUGAAUCACUUGAGAGGUUUAUGCGCAUGGGAUACUCUAAGGAACAAGUUCUUGCUGCUUUCACUGAAGUUUCAGAGAGUUCUCAGAAAAAAGAGAUCUCAUCACUUUGGCCAGCAGUUUUGUGUCGUCUUCAAGAGGAUCAAGUUUAUGGUUUGCAUUCUGAGUCCAAAAUUGUAAGAGAGGGUUGCCAUGCAACAUCAGAUUUUUACACCAAUCCAAAUGGUCAAGGAGAUGUUGGGAGCGAGAGUAGACUGACGGAUUAUUCUCAUGAUGGUGGGCAAAUGCCAGAGUUCUUUGCUCCUAGUACUGCACCAAACUCUUUCACCUUAAGAGCUUGCUCAGCAUUUGUAUGUGAUCAUCCUGUGCAAAAGUCAAGGAUAGAUGGCAUGGAAGCAAACACGAAUGUUUUAAGUGUGCCACCUUUGAGCUUUGGGGAGAAAUUUGAGGAUGCAUAUGAAGUGAUCUUGAUAUUGGAUGAUCGAGAGCAGUUUGCCACUCAUGGUUCGCGGUCGAGGAGAAUUAUUGAGAAUAUUUGUAGUCAAUUCAAAAUCAAAAUACAGGUUAGACGGUUGCCAGUUGGAGAUGCAAUCUGGAUAGCUCACCAUAAAUAUGUUGACAGUGAAUAUGUACUUGAUUUUAUCGUUGAGAGGAAGAAUGUUGAUGACUUACGCUUUUCCAUCAGGGAUAAUCGCUACAGGGAUCAAAAAUUGAGGCUCUUGAGAUGUGGACUUAAGAAGCUAAUAUAUCUCGUGGAGGGUGACCCAAAUUCUUGUGAAGCUGCUGAGAGCAUCAAAACAGCUUGUUUUACAACAGAGAUUUUGGAGGGAUUUGAUGUGCAGAGAACAAGUGGUUUGGCUGAUACUCUGAAGAAGUAUGGUUAUCUCACCCAAGCAAUAUCUCAAUACUAUAAAGCAGUGUUGGCUGAGGACCGCUCGAAAGGCACUGGAGUGUGUCCUCCUUUUGAUGAAUUUGUCAAAAUGUGCCAAGACCUUGAUAAAAUGACAGUCAGCGAUGUAUUUGCCAUUCAGCUUAUGCAGGUCCCACAGGUUACAGAGGAGGCUGCAAUUGCUGUUUUGGAUUUGUACCCAACACUUCUAUCUCUUGCCCAUGCCUACUCUCUUCUUGAGGGAGACACAAGUGUGCAAGAGGAGAUGCUGAGGAGGCAGAGUAAAGAUGUGAUCAAUUCAGUUGCUAGUAGGAAUAUAUUUCACUUCGUUUGGGGCAACUGAGUAUUGUAAAUUCAUGAAAGCUAAAGCAAUAUGCUUCAUUGGUUGCACUGGACCUUCACAUUCUGCAAUGUAAAUGAGAUGGACAGUUUGUGUAUGUAUUGUUACUAAUGCUCCGUUUGUUUGGGUGUAAAAUGGUUCCCGUCGUAAAAUAGUU
Molecule: messenger RNA, 2252 nt
Organism: Alnus glutinosa
Lineage: Eukaryota; Viridiplantae; Streptophyta; Magnoliopsida; Fagales; Betulaceae
Product: crossover junction endonuclease MUS81
Exons: 15
Coding region: 68-2098 (676 amino acids)
Biological process (GO): double-strand break repair via break-induced replication; resolution of meiotic recombination intermediates; mitotic intra-S DNA damage checkpoint signaling
Cellular component (GO): nucleus; Holliday junction resolvase complex
Molecular function (GO): 3'-flap endonuclease activity; crossover junction DNA endonuclease activity; DNA binding
Source: RefSeq, a predicted model, not a curated record